UGAUGGAACAAAAGGUGAACAAGUAUUAUAACGGAAUAAAAACAAUAUUUUUGUUUGGUGCCAACACUUGAUUCAAACACAUAUAUGUAUUGUUUAAUUAAUAAAAAUGUGUCAAAAAUAUUAAAUAUAUUGUUGAAUAAAUUGAACUGAUGAAAUGAUGAAAGUUAGGGAAUGGGGGUCUUAUGAUCGCCCCUUAAAUACAGUCGAUUUUGAAUCGCCAGCUCACUCAGGUACAUUAUUAAGUGGCCUUAAUGAUCUAAGAUCAAAAGGUGAUUUACUGGAUAUCACGUUACUUGCGGAAGGAGAAUCGUUUCAAGCUCAUCGUGUUGUGCUAGCAUCAUGUAGCGAUUAUUUCCGAGCAAUGUUUACAGAUGCAAUGAGAGAAUCUCGACAAAGUGAAAUAUGUUUAAAUGGAGUUACUGCAGAAGGAAUCCGAUUGCUUUUAAAUUAUGCUUAUACAUCACGACUUGCCUUAAACCUUGCCAAUAUUCAGGAUGUACUGUCAGCUGCUAGUCAUGUGCAAGUUGUUGCUGUUGUUGAAGCUUGUUCAAAUUACUUACAAUCACAAUUAGAUCUGGAAAAUUGUGUAGAUAUUGCAACAAUUGCUGAAACUUAUUCAUUGGUACAAUUAAGGAGGCGCGUUUAUCGUUUUAUAAGUGGACAUUUACAAGAAUUUUCAAUGUCAAAUGAAUUUCAGCGGUUAGCACCUCAACAAUUAGAGUACUUAUUAGCUUGUGAAUUUCCUGUCGAUUGUCCGGAAGAAGAAGUUUUGCGAAUUGUACUUAAAUGGCUUGAAAAUUCUGAUGUUUGUGGAUUUACUCACCGUUUAUCAUUUGCUUCUCGGCUUUUAAGAAAAAUCCACUUCCGAGAAAUACCAUCAUGGAAAUUAGAUAAUCUAUUACAAAAAGUCUUUAUUGAUCAAUCAAUCGAGAAACAAAGUAUUUAUAAAAUUGUUAUAAGAGAAACUUAUCGACAGAUUCGAAUACCUAAUAAGAUCAGAGAAACUGCUUUUACAAAAAGUCAUUCAAAUCAUUUAGUCAACUCUCGUGGCAUGGAAUUAGCGAUUGUUAAAGUGGGGGGUUUUAGUAUUGGAGGAAUUACCAAUGAAAUCACUUAUUGCUUGUCAAAAGGUAAAUGGAGACAUCUAACAUCCAUACCACACGUAGAACAAUGUAACUUUGGAACAGCUGUGUUGGAUAAUGAAUUAUAUGUGGUUGGGGGAUCGUUUAAUCAAUCUUUACAAGAAAAUAUACAUCCAUUUGGAUUUAGGUACAGUCCUAGGUAUAAUAAAUGGACAACAAUAGCUCCAAUGCAACGAGAAAGGUGUAGGUUUUCUUUAAACGUGUUAUCUGGUCGAUUAUAUGCAAUUGGAGGGUCAAGUGAGUUAGAAGAAUUCGUGGAUGGAUGUACGGAUCAAGAAGAAAUCAGUGCCUGUGAAUGCUAUGAUCCAGCUUCAGAUAGUUGGUCAAGUAUUAGUCCUUUACCAGAAGGACGAUCGCAACAUGCAAGUGUAACUUGGUGUAAUAAUGCUAAUGAAAAAUAUAUAUUCAUAAGUGGUGGGUUGGAAAGAGAUUUAACUUCCGAUGCGGUUCGCAGAUAUGAUCCAGCAACAGACACCUGGGAUGUAAGAGCUCCAAUGUUAUCUUCUCGAGCUGAUCAUGUAAUGAUUUCAUUAGGACAUCGAAUUUAUGUUUGUGGAGGUUGGUUUGAAGAUGCAGAUAUUGGGAGUCGUGUUUUAGUUGAUACGAUAGAUGCAUAUGAUUUAACGACAGAUAGCUGGGAAGUGAUUACUCGAGUGCCAACACCUAGGUAUCAUGCGGGCAUAGUUGAAGUUGAUGGAAAAAUAUAUUUUAUUGGUGGAUUCCAUAGUGAUGCUAUGUUCGAUAGAGAUACAGCUGCCAUUGAAUGUUAUGAUGUUGAAAAUGAUUUUUGGACCACAGAAGAAAAAUAUCCACAAGAUGUUUGGGAACACACUUGUGUCACGUUAUAUAUUCCUAAAUGCCGAGACGAUAUGGAAGUAAUGACUACAAAUGAGAACAGAAGAUAGUAUUAUAUUUAAAGUGUUAUAGGACGUGCCAUUUACAUAUUUAAAAAAUAUCGGGUUAUUAAUAUAUAAGACACUGAUUGGCGGAAAAAAGCGGAUAGCGUAAGGAAUGAAAUAUUAUAAUGUUAUUAUUCAGUGUAUUUAGCAAAGGUAAAUAAUUUUAAUGCGUCGAUUUAUACAAAAAAAUUAGACAUAAUAUUUCGAUGUAUAUAAAAAAUUGUUCAAAUGUGCUAUCAAAUUCCUGUUUAUUAAAAGUUAUGUCUUUAAGCACAAACGAAGAAUUCCGGCUUCAUAUAGAAUGGAUGACGAAAAUGUAACAUGAGUGCAUACGUAAAAUUCAUUUCCUAUGCUGAAUUCAGUUUGAUACAGCUUAUUCCUCAUUACAGCUUUCGUUAUCUGUGUUAUCGGAAGCUUAAGCGUACAAAUAUAGUAAAUUUUUAUUGUUACAAAAGUGUGUUAACUAUUAUAAUACACGGGUAUAAGAAAGACGUCCUUGAAUUCCGAAUAUUUGUAUUUAUGAGCGGAAUUUCAAAUAAAAAACCUAUGAACUUUGAUCAACAAUUUGCAACCAUGCACUAUUCGACACUUUUGAAAUAGUUUAACUGUCGUUUAUGUUCCAAAGGGCAGUUUUGCAAGUGUCGAACAUAAA
Molecule: messenger RNA, 2693 nt
Organism: Chrysoperla carnea
Lineage: Eukaryota; Metazoa; Arthropoda; Insecta; Neuroptera; Chrysopidae
Product: kelch-like protein 26
Exons: 4
Coding region: 155-2047 (630 amino acids)
Molecular function (GO): protein binding
Source: RefSeq, a predicted model, not a curated record